Messenger RNA from Magnusiomyces paraingens, 3990 nucleotides. RefSeq lists its product as uncharacterized. Gene Ontology annotation, molecular function: rDNA binding; phosphatase activator activity. Gene Ontology annotation, biological process: rDNA heterochromatin formation; negative regulation of septation initiation signaling. The record is from RefSeq and is a predicted model, not a curated record. Gene Ontology annotation, cellular component: nucleolus. Bases 1 to 3990 code for a protein of 1329 amino acids. The transcript has 2 exons. NCBI's taxonomy places the organism in Eukaryota, Fungi, Ascomycota, Dipodascomycetes, Dipodascales, Dipodascaceae.
AUGUCUUUUAGACUACGCGUCAUUAUGGCGUACCCUGGCGAGGUACUCGGAGACUCGGGGACCUCCAAUGCAUCGCGCUCUCUUAAAAAACCAGCUGGCAUACCCGAUAUCUUUUCAGACACUGACUUACGCGAAUACAAGCGGUUUCUUCACGUCACAAACCCAUCAGCUUCGCUCCAGCAAGUAUGUUCUGGAAUCGUGGACCAAUACAUUCGACUAUAUCCUAAUGAUGGUGACGUUGAAAUUGAAAAACUUCAAGAUAGCUUCAACUGCGACUUGGAUCCAGAUUAUGUCGCCAGUGAAGCAUUUAAUAAUGGUGAUGUUGUGGUUGCUGUUUUAUCUGGACCUCCUCACUCUACAGAACAUGUUCAACAAUCCAAUCCCCGGAAAAGAGCCCAACCUUCAAACGUUUCCUUUGGAGCCAUUGAAAACGGGCAUGCAAAUAAACGUGCUCGUCGCAGUUCCAUUUGGCUGAAUACUAGUACCUUAGUUGCUCGCGAUGAGUCUGUUUUGGGGCAAAGCUUCAAGCCCCAUGAAAAUGUGAGCGUCCGCAAGCGCCGUUCAAAAGCUGCUCACGAAGAUGAAGACAUUGGUAACUCCAGUGUCAUUUCGCUUCCUCCCCCAUCUUCAGCAGAAAAAAAGAUUCCUGAUCCACACAAGUCUUCUCCAGGCGGACAUGAAGCCCAUAAUACCAGUUUGCAAGAUAUCUCAAAGGCUUUUGAUGGCACUGUCCGAUUUUCUCCGCCUCCACCACCGCAACCUUUACUACAGUCUACUCCUCAUCCUUCGCCGGUAGCCAAUCCAAAGAGCACAUCUGCAAAGAAGACAACAACCAAACCUACUGAAAUUUCAAGUCCAACGACUUCUAAAGCAAUAAGCGCUAAUAAUGGAAAGGUUCAUUCUGAAUUAGAAAAGGGGGGUACCACAAACACAAAACAAAUAGAAAAAGAUCAUUCUCUGAAGCAGACCCCUAAAAAAUCUGCAAAAGCUCAGGCAGAGAAACCUGGCCAGAAGGUGGAUACUACUCCAAAAGCUUCUUCAGAUAGUGUAGUUGAGAGUUCACAGGGAAAGGUUGUAGAGCCUAAGUCAAAGAAACUUACAAAGGCUCAAGCCGUAAAGUUGGCUGCGGCUGAAAAGAAAACUUUGGAAAAGACAGUGGAGCUUAAUUCUGAAACCCCGCUAGAAAAGGUUGCGGAGCCCAAACCUAAAAAACUCACCAAAGCUCAAGCUGCAAAGCUAGCUGCUACCGAAAAGGCUUCUGCCGAAAAUGCCACCACUGAAAAGACCGAUAAAGGCGAAGAAUCAUCUAAAAGUCAUGCUGGUCCUUCUACUGAGGUGAUUACUAAGGGAUCUAAUAAAAAGCCUGCUGAAAAAUCCACUGAAAAGCCUAUCGAAAAGUCUAUUGAAAAACCUGUCGAGAAGUCUACUAAAAAACCUGUCGAGGAGCCUGCCGAAAAGCCUGUCCAACAGGUUACUGAAAAGCCUUCUGAAAAGCCUUCUGAAAAGCCUGUACCUAAGAAGCCUACUAAAGCACAGACUGCAAAAUUAGCAGCUUUGGAAAAGAAACAGGAAGGUUCUCAAGAUAAUGCUACGGAAUCUGUUGCUGCUAAGCCCAAGAAACUAACUAAGGCCCAAGCUGCGAAAUUAGCUGCGGCGGAAAAAGCUGUAUGGGAUAAAACUGCUACUGAGAAAACUGCUGCUGAGAAAACUGCUGCUGAGAAAACUGCUGCUGAGAAAACUGCUGCUGAGAAAACUGCUGCUGAGAAAACUGCUACUGAGAAAACUGCUACUGAGAAAACUGCUGCUGAAACUAACACACCUAAAAGUUCCCAAGAUAAGCAGCCCGCUGAGUCCGUUGCAAAGCCCAAGAAACUUACCAAGGCUCAAGCUGCAAAAUUAGCUGCUGCUGAAGCGAAAACUGCUGCUGAAGCGAAAACUGCUGCUGAGAAAGUUAUUACUGAAAAAGCAGCUGAGGAAAAUACUUCCGCAAGUUCUCAAAAUAAGCAGUCCACGGAACCUUCUACAAAGCCUAAGAAACUUACCAAGGCUCAGGCUGCAAAAUUGGCAGCUUCUGAAGCAAAAGUUACAGCGACUGCUUCUACUUCUACUUCUACAACCGCUACCACUUCUGAAAAGGUCCCUGAGAAUUCCCAAGCAAAACCUGCUGAACCUGCUAAACCUGCUGAACCUGCUAAACCAAAAAAGCUCACCAAAGCACAAGCCGCUAAACAAGCUGCUGAGGCUAAGGCCGAAUCUAAUGCCUCUGCAAAUUUACCCGAGGCUGUAAAGGAAAAACCAGUUGAACCCAUUGCUAAGCCUAAAAAGCUCACAAAAGCACAGGUAGCUAAGCAAGCAGCUGCCGAAGCCAAGGCUGCUGAGAUCAAGGCUGCUGAGAUCAAGGCUGCUGAGAUCAAGGCUGCUGAAGCCAAAACUGCUGGAUCUUCUGAAACUCUUAAAGCCACAGAAGCUCCCAUUACUAGCUCUCAAAUUCUUGCUUUGGAAGCUUCUCAGGGAGAAUCUGAAAUUACACCUACUAGUACACCUUCGGCACCUCCCAAACCUUCAGGAUCUUCAACUAAACCAGCAACUACCAACCCUGCUGCAAACAAUCAUCUUUCUGGGAAAGGAUCACCCAAGUCUGUAAAAGACAGUGAGUUGACGGUGGAUGAGAAGGAAGCACUGCGCCGAGCAAAGUUAUUUGAAAAGCCCAAGAUCCCUAACUUGUUUGGGCAGACUCAUAAGGCCGAAGUGUUAAAGGAAAUCCACGAAAAGAUGCGUCUUGCAGAAGAAAAAAAGACAAAGGAACGGGCAUUAAAGAAGCAUUCAGAUAUUGAUGCCACGGAUGACAGUAACGAUGACGACACAAUUUUUAGCAGCAAGAAAACUGGGCAUGCUAAUGGAAGUACCAAAGCCAAGUCUUCCAAGUUGCUUAUUGGAGGAAAGAUUCCAGACCUUACACCAAAGGAAUCGGGAGUAAUUGAUCCCUCUGUCACAGGAAUGGCCAUUAGACUACCAUCUUUGAAAGCUUUUGAAAAAAAUGCAGUUGAGCCUAAGAAAACAGAGUCCAAAGAGUCAGCCAAAAGUCUUGUUUCCCAUGAGCCCAAGGACCUGAUUGCCAAGUUAAACAAGCGGGCAGUUUCCGAAGCUGCAGACAGCGACAUUGAGGUUGUUUCUAUUGAGAAGCUUCCUGUUAAUACUCCUCACAAAACUCCUUUAGAGACCUCAGAAGAUGUUGAAAUGCCAGAUGCUAAGGAUAUAGAAACCAAGAGCUCAGAAGAAGAGACAAACGGAGACGAUGAAGGUACUGAUUCUACGGACGACGAAAGUAGUGACGAUAGUAGUGACUCUGAGAGCGAGGACGAAAGCUUGCCUCUGCCAUCGACUCAGCUUAUUGAUGCCGGUGACCCCAUGGAUGUUGAUGAUGACAGUAGCAGUUCUUCUUCUAGCAGCAGCAGCAGCGAGGAUGAGAAUAGCGCUCCAACUUCUGCGCAAUCGCAAAAAUCAUCAUCGUCGAGCUCUCUGUCGAACCACAACCAACCUGAAGAGACUGUCCCAGAAAAGGGUGAGGUGAGAUUGCCAGGAAUUUCAACCACGUUGUCGUCACUCGCUGCAAACGCUCCACGUAAUGUGCAUGAAGUGUCGGCAGCACAGCUUGCGCUAACAAGCCUGCGGAAACCCAAUGCUGUGGCUUCGACUGAACCCAAAGAUGAAGAUGAUGAGAGUGAAGAGAGCGGAGAAAGUAGUAGUGGGAGUGAAAGCAGUAGCGGGUCUGAAGAUGAAGUUGAAGCUGAGGCUGAGGCUGGGAAAAAAACAAAAAAAGGUAACCAGCAACGGGGACAGGCACCCAAGCCUGGGACCAAGAAUGGGAAAAACAUGGCGCCAGUGCCUGGAUCAAAGAGUACCAACAUGUCUGGCGGAGUUCAAAAGACUGCGACCUAUGCGAAAAAGAAACAAGCAGCUGCUAGACGUUUCCUGAGUUUGUUUUCGUAA